GCUACGACCCAAAUAGCGCGACACAGGUGAAUAUGUCACAGAUUAUGACAAAUACAGAAGUCCCGGUGCUAAAAGCUAACCGAGCAGUUGAUAGACUAGAUAUUGACACCGGGGCAUCCCGGUAACAUUAAAGCGAGGGUUGGUAAAGGCGAAAACUUGUCUCCUAUUGUCGGUGUACGCCGGGUAAUAUAAAAAGCAAACCCCCAGAUAGCCAGCGGCCACCAAGCAUUUUGGGAAGGAGUUUACAUACGGUACACAUGCCGCUUGUUGUCGAAAAACACACACUAUUGUCAAAAGUGUUGUCAUAAGAUAUCAAAACCGAGCUACAAUAACAAAAAUCUAGUGUUUUUUUUGUCAAGCGCCGAGCUAACAAAGCGAGCAAUGUCCUACAAUUCCCAGAAUUCCCUGCGCCAUCAAUGACUUUUGACCCCUGGGUAACAACAGGCCGAUCAGCUGAUUUAAAGGCAACAACAACAUCACUUCCUGGGGGGUUUGAUACGGAAUAAAUAACCCUGCAGCAAGCUAACUUCCUCGCUGUCAGGUUAGUACGUGGCACCGGUCGCUGUUUGGGAUGUUAUUAUUAGAUGUUGAGGCUAGUUUUAGACCGUGACGAGGCAGCGGUUUACAGUUAACAGAGUCAGUCGUCGUCUGCCGGACUCCUAAAAACAACUGCGAGGUCAGUUGAUGUAAAAUAGUGAAGGUUGUUUUUUCUUACAGUACUAGUGCUGAUUAUUAAUAACUGCUUAAUUGAGUAUACAAAUAGCUGUGGACAGAGCAAGUAGCAUUUAGCAACCUAUUUAUUAUAGUGUAAACAAAGCAGAAGGUGCUGGAUAGUUAUUGUUAGCUUCAUUAGUGUUUUGUCACAACAAAACAACAAUUUAAGCCUGCACUGCUUUUUGAUAUUAUUGUGUAAUGUGUUUUCUAAGGGGUUCAUAUUAUAUGCAGCAGUGGUGGUGUUAAGGGUAUGUUAUUACUGCAACACUAGCUAAGUUUGAGUGUUUAUUCUACCAUGUGAAAGUGACAUUUGGCCAAUAAAUAUCCAAAACAAGUAAAUAAUACACAAUGCAGAGACUUUGAUUAAAGUCUAUGAAAGAGGAUCAACAUUAGUAACUGACAAAGGCCAAAGGUCGUGGUUGUAGUGCAAUUUUAGGUACAGUCGCACUGGCCAUCUUUUAAAAUAAUCCUUUGUAGUAAUAACCCAUCUAGUUUUCCAUUAUCAGCACCUCUAAAGAGUGGACCAUGAGUGGUCAAGGUCCAGCUGUAGAUAAAGGGAUGAACACCAUACUAGUCUGCCAGGAGAGUUACACUUGUGGGGGCUCCGACGAAGCCGCCUUUGAAUGCGACGAAUGCAGCAGCUUGCAGUGCGCCCGCUGUGAGCUGGAGCUCCAUCGCCAGGACCGCAUGAGGAACCAUGACCGAGUCCGGAUCUCCCCGGGCCAUGUUCCCUUCUGUGACUCGUGUAAAGGGGAUGGCAGCGGUAGUUCUGUCACGGCUGGACGGCUGCGAGCCGCGGUCCGUUGCCAGGGAUGCAAGAUCAACCUGUGUUUGGACUGCCAGAAGCGAACUCACAGCGGCGUAAACAAGAAAAAGCACCCCGUCACGCCGUAUCCUCUGGCCAAACCCACUCAAGAGAACAGCGUGAUAUCCGGGAAGUCUGAGAUGGAGAUCCUGAGAGACCAGCUGGACGAGGUGUACAGCUUUCUGUUGGUGGACGAGAAAGAGGAGAUGCAGGUGAAGGACGACAAGGAGUUUGAGUUUGUGAGCAGACUAAGAUGUGGGGCUGAUGAGCUCCUCAAGGUGGUCUCCAUCUUUGGGAACACUGGAGAAGGGAAGUCCCACACAAUGAACCACACCUUUUUUCAUGGGAAGGAAGUGUUCAAAACUUCGCCCACUCAGGAGUCCUGCACUGUGGGCGUGUGGGCGGCCAUGGACCCUUUUCACCGAGUGGUGGUCAUUGACACAGAAGGACUGCUUGGGGCUGGAUCUAGCCAAGGUCAGCGAACACGCCUCCUCCUCAAAGUGCUUGCUGUCUCGGACAUCAUAAUCUAUAGGACCCAUGCUGACCGUCUCCACGACGAUCUCUUCAAGUUCCUCGGUGACGCCUCGGAGGCCUACCUGAAGCAUUUCUCCCGGGAGCUAAAAGCGACCACCACGCGCUGCGGUCUGGACGUCCCGCUGUCCACCCUGGGCCCUGCCGUCAUCAUCUUCCAUGAGACGGUCCACACCAAGCUGUUAGGAUCAGACAAGCCAUCCGAAUCGGUAGACCGUCUCCUGCAAGAGCGUUUCAGGAAGCUGGGACUGUUUCCCGAAGCUUUCAGCUCUGUACAGUACCGCGGGACGCGAACCUACAAUCCUCCCACGGACUUCAGUGGGCUACGGCGAGGCCUGGAGCAACAGCUAGACAACAAUGCCACCCGCUCGCCACGGUCUGCCGGCGUAAUUUUCAAGGCUCUGCAGGCGCUGAGUGAGCGUUUCAGUGGCGACAUCCCAGAUGAACACAUGACCAGUAACUCCUUCUUCCCUGAUGAGUACUUCACCUGCUCCUGCAUCUGCCUGAGUUGUGGUUCAGGCUGUAACAGGAGCAUGAAUCACCUCAAGGAGGGACUCGAACAUGAGGCCAAGCAUCGCUGCCGCUACUCAGCAUCGUAUGACAACCGCAUCUACACAUGCAAGGCCUGCUAUGAAAGAGGCAAGGAGGUGAUAGUGCUUCCCAAAACGACCGCUUCGUCUGAUUCGCCGUGGUUUGGCCUGGCCAUCUACGCCUGGUCUGGCUAUGUCAUCGAGUGUCCCAACUGUGCAGUGAUUUACCGAAGCAGGCAGUACUGGUACGGAAACCAGGACCCGGUCGAAACGGUCGUACGAACCGAGAUCCAGCACAUCUGGCCAGGGUCUGACAGCUUUCUGAAAGACAACCACAACGCCGCCCAGAGGCUGCUGGACGGAGUCAAAUACAUUUCCCAGUCCGUGUCAGAGCUCAGCGUCAAGCCGGCCAAAGCAGUCACCUCUUGGCUGACCGACCAGAUCGCUCCCACCUACUGGACACCCAACUCUCUCAUUGUGCAAUGCCAAAAAUGUGCAGUGGAGUUCCAACCCAACGACACUAAACACCACUGCCGGGCCUGCGGUGAAGGUUUCUGUGAUGCCUGCUCCUCCAAAACCCGACCGGUCCCAGAAAGAGGAUGGGGUCUCACACCCGUCCGUGUCUGUGACGCAUGUUUCCAUAACAGGGGGAUCCCGACUGAGCUUCUAGAUGCGGCAUUGGAGGAGGAAGGUGGCACUCUGAUAGCAAGGAAGGUCGGGGAGGCGGUUCAGAACACCCUAGGUGCUGUGGUCGGUGCCAUUGACAUACCUCUUGGCUUGGUGAAGGAUGCUGCUCGCCCCGCCUACUGGGUCCCAGAUCAGGACAUUCACUGCUGCUGCAGCUGCCAGAGGGAGUUCUCCGCCUCUCGCCUCUCCAUCCACCACUGCCGCGCCUGCGGUCAAGGCGUGUGCGAGGACUGCUCGCAGGAGCGGCGCACAGUGCCCUCCAGGGGGUGGGAUCACCCCGUGAGGGUGUGCAGCGUUUGCAGCCAGAAGACUGGAGAACUCUAACAGGAGCAUCAAAAUAGGACAUUUUGGUGGCAUUUCCAUUUUGUACUUGCAGUCGAUCAGUUGAUGACUAAAGGCUACGUUCACACUGCAGGGUAAACUCUUAAUUCGGAUGUUUUGUUAAAUCCCAUCUUUUUAUGUAGUCAUAAAGUGUUUUGUAAUGUCAACAAAAUGUGUCCCUGAAGUGACACACAUGUAAUGACAUCACACACAACGCAGUGUGUUCACUGAAGUAAACUUGGCUCCAAUUCCAGUACGUUUCACUCCUGGCACAUUUGUGGCAAUUUCAAGGAUUUUCUGCAAAAUUUUUUUAACCAAAUUAUGUUUUGCAUGAGAUUAAUUUUGCCUCUUGCAGUUUGUGGGCAUUUUCUUCAAUAUGUGUAUCGAGGAGCGUGUGGAGGAGCAAUGGAUUGAUGUUGGUAUGAGUUCUACAACAUUUUCACCAUUUGGUGGUCAUCACACUAUUUCUUUUAGCAUUUUACCAAAUAAUGAUGUACAACGUUCGUUGCUAGGUUUGAUGAACACGACUUGAUCGUUCAAACUGCAGUUGUAUCAGAAAGAUAACUGUCUGUGUCAGAUUUGACAACAUUUAGAAUUGCAUUGUUCACAUUGACAUGGAAAAAAUUAGAUACAGGUCACAUAUGGCAAAAAAAUUUACCUGCAGUGUGGACAAGGUCUAUGAAAAGGAGAGAACAAGCGAUAUAACCAAGUUGUGGACAAUCCCUACUUAGUUUUAUUGUUGGGAGGAGGGUUUGCUGGGGACAAGAAGUCGGCUCACCUAUCAACACAAACAGGAGUAGAGACACAACCUUGCACACUACAGUGACUAGAGCAUUGCAACAAUAAUGUCUUCAGUUUUGCACAUGUAUUUGGAAAAAAAAACAUUUUAAUUUUAACCAAUUUGCUCCAUGAGCUUUUGCUUCUCUGCCUUUUUUUUUUAACUUAAGAAUCAGAACAUUGUUGUACUUAACAGAUGCAUUCCGACAUACAUAUACAUACAUAUAUAUAUAUAUAUGCAUAUAAACAUACCUAUAUAUACAUACAUGUGUAUGUAUAUAUACAUAUCUAUAUAUGUAUAUAUAUAUACACACACAUAUAUAUAUAUAUAUAAUGUGUAUAUAUAUACAUCAUAUAUAGAUACAUACGUAUAUGCCCUUAUGUGGGCCUACCGAGGAUGUCGUAGUGGUUUGUGCAGCCCUUUGAGACACUAGUGAUUUAGGGCUAUAUAAGUAAACAUUGAUUGAUUGAUAUAUAUAUAUAUAUGUAUACAUAUAUAUGCACACACACACACACACACACACACACACACACACGAUUACAGAUAACACUACAAUAACGCUACAAGCCUUUGUAGUUAGUGCAUUCAAAACAGGUGGCUAAUAAUAGAAGAGCUUUGGAAAGAUUGUUUCACUUGUUUUAUUUACAAAAUGUCGUUUUUUUACUUUCUGCAGUGUGACUUUAGCAAUAUGAUAACUUGAAGCCAUCUUUGAGGCUGGAACCUCAAAACCGGCUUUGCGUUUAUUUUUUUUUUAGCUCAUUUUGAAGUUCAAUCAAGGCAUUAUGAGAGCUGAGGACUUGAAUCUUAAAAGAUGCUAACAAAAGCAAUACUUUUUAUUAUUAUUGAUAAAGUACAGUGGGGCAAAAACGUAUUUAGUCAGCCACCGACUGCAAGUUCUCCCACUUAAAAUGAUGACAGAGGUCUGUAAUUUUCAUCAUAAGUACACUUCAACUGUGAGAGACAGAAUUUGGGAAAAAAAUCCAGGAAUUCACAUUGUAGGAAUUUGUAAAAUUAUGGCAGAAAAUUAGUAUUUGGUCAACCAUUCAAAGCUCUCACUGAUGGAAGGAGGUUUCGGCUCAAAAUCUCACGAUACAUGGUCCAAGUCAUUCUUUCCAUGACAUGGAUCAAUCGUCCCGCUCCCUUAGCAGAAAAACAGCCCCAAAGCAUGAUGUUUCCACCCCCAUGCUUCACAGUAGGUAUGGUGUUUUUGGGAUGCAACUCAGUAUUCUUCUUCCUCCAAACACGACAAGUUGAGUUUAUACCAAAAUGGAUACAUGGAUGAUAAAGCAGAGGAUUGGGAGAAUGUCAUCUGGUCAGACAAACGUGUUUGGAGGAAGAAGAAUACUGAGUUGCAUCCCAAGAACACCAUAACUACCGUGAUGCAUGGGGGUGGAAACAUCAUGCUUUGGGGCUGUUUUUCUGCUAAGGGGACAGGACGAUUGAUCCGUGUUGAGGAAAGAAUGAAUGGGGCCAUGUAUCGUGAGAUUUUGAGCCAAAACCUCCUUCCUUCAGUGAGAGCCUUGAAUGGUUGACCAAAUACUUAUUUUCCACCAUAAUUUAUAAAUUAUUUAAAAUUCCUACAAUGUGAAUUCCUGGAUUUUUUUCCUUCACAUUCCGUCUCUCAUAGUUGAAGUGUACAUAUGAUGAAAAUUACAGACCUCUGUCAUCAUUUUAAGUGGGAGAACUUGCACAAUCGGUCGCUGACUAAAUACUUUUUUGCCCCACUGUAUAUAUGCCAAGGACACAAUCUCAAGGAGUAGUUUGAUAUUUUUUGUGUUUGGAUUUUAAGACAAGAUGCUUUUGUUGCUGAGCCAGUUGCAAUGUGCUUUAAGUCACUCAUGAAAUAACUGCAAACUGUUAUUUUUUUUAUUAACACUUUCAAGUCACCUUGAUAGAGAUGUAGCUAGGAUUAGCUUUCAGUAUGAACCACAAUAUGAAGAUGGAAUUAUCAGAAUUUUGCAUUUUUUUUCUAUAAAGCCAUUGUACCUAA
Nerophis ophidion (straightnose pipefish) is the source of this 6356-nucleotide messenger RNA. It is a transcript of the gene zfyve1, whose product is annotated as zinc finger, FYVE domain containing 1. Lineage: Eukaryota; Metazoa; Chordata; Actinopteri; Syngnathiformes; Syngnathidae. The record is from RefSeq and is a predicted model, not a curated record. The transcript is spliced from 12 exons. The coding region runs from base 1240 to 3591 and encodes 783 amino acids. Gene Ontology annotation, molecular function: zinc ion binding.